CGCACCCGGAGGCCGGGGCUCUGCGCUCGAGCGGUCGAGCCUGACCCGUACCCGGAGAGAAUCGCUCAGCGACUGCCCCGGGCUCGGGGCGGGUAGGAGGAGGCCUCAGUGGCCGGCGCGGGGAUGUCGAGGAGCUCGAAGGCGGUGCUGGGCCUCUCGGUGGUGCUGACGGCGGCCACCGUGGCCGGCGUGCAUCUGAAGCAACGGCAGGACCGGCAGAGGCUUCAUGAUGGAGUGAUCAGAGACAUUGAGAGACAAAAUCGGAAAAAAGAAAACAUUCGUCUUUUGGGAGAACAGAUUAUUUUGACUGAGCAACUUGAAGCAGAAAGAGAGAAGAUGUUAUUGGCAAAAGGAUCUCAAAAAACAUGACUUGAAAUGGAUGUCAAAUAU
This is a messenger RNA of Neomonachus schauinslandi (Hawaiian monk seal), 390 nucleotides long. Its product is annotated as protein PET117 homolog, mitochondrial. NCBI's taxonomy places the organism in Eukaryota, Metazoa, Chordata, Mammalia, Carnivora, Phocidae. The coding region runs from base 124 to 369 and encodes 81 amino acids. Gene Ontology annotation, biological process: mitochondrial respiratory chain complex IV assembly. Gene Ontology annotation, cellular component: mitochondrion. The record is from RefSeq and is a predicted model, not a curated record. The transcript is spliced from 2 exons.